AGGAUCGUUCAUGCGGGCCGACAUUGACAAUUCAUAACACGUGCACGUAACACGUGGAAUCGUAAAACGUGACUGAGAAUGUUAAAUCGAUAUCUUCAUAGCAACUACGAGAGCUUCUUGGUUAAUGCAUGUUCGCGCGUUCCUUUUUACGACAUUUACGAAUUUCUUUCGUGAUUCUUGCUAUAGUUAAUAAUAAAUUGACGCAAAAAAGAAAAUGGUAAAAAUCACUCUCGAAUUAAUACGGAAACGCUCGGAACACAACGAGGGCGAAAUAUCGACGUUGGAAGAGAUAGCUCUGCACCAGGAGAAUAUCGAUAAAAUCCAGCUGAUAGACAGACACUGCAGGAAUCUCAAGAUCCUCUUGUUGCAGCACAACCUCAUAUCGAAGAUAGAGAACCUGAGUAUGCUGAAGAGGCUAGAAUACUUGAACUUGGCUCUCAAUAACAUCGAAGUUAUUGAGAACCUGGAGGGUUUAGAGAGCUUAAAGAAGUUAGACCUCACCAUCAAUUUUAUUGGAAAUUUGCAAAGUAUAAAAAGUCUCAGAUGCAACGAACAUCUAGAGCAGCUAAUUCUAAUGGGAAAUCCAUGUACGGAUUACGAGUACUAUAGGCAAUACGUCGUGGCGACUUUACCUCAAUUACAAGAGCUCGACAUGCAAACGAUUGAAAGAUCAGAGCGUAUCAAAGCAUUGCAGAUCUACUCGCGAGCGCGAGAUGAUGUUAUCGAGAGCUAUCAACAUUACGAGAAGACUAGAACUCAACGUCGCAAUGCCGCACAUAAAACCUCAGGGUCAACAAAUCAGACGAAUAUGACAGAGGAACAGAUCGAAAAUACAAAGAAUAAACGAAACGAGAAUGUGAACACAGAGCAAGAUGAUGAGUCAGAGGACGAAUGUUUCUGGAAACAGCCUAGUUAUCAUACGCCAGAAGAUAGAAUCGCUAUUGCCGAGCGAUUUGCAAAGAAGCAAGAAAAGAAAAAUCGCAGUUCAGAUAAGAGCGAUCAUCCAAAACGUAUGCUGAAGCUAUUCGCUCCGGACGGAAGAGCAUAUAAUAUAAAUCAGGCAAAGGUAUCAUUUAGAUUAAACGAUGAAGACGAUCCCAAUUUUGUUGUCCUCGAAGUUGCCGUUUAUAGACAUUUGGACACUUCUUACAUCGACGUCGACGUAAACCCGACUUACGUGCGAGUCAUCAUAAAAGGGAAGAUUCUGCAGUUGACUCUGCCUUGUGAGGUAUCGAUUGAGAGAAGUAACGUUCAACGGAAUACGACUACCGGAAGUUUAGUAGUCACUAUGGCCCGCUUGACUCCGUGCACAACAAUCGUGAAGAAGGAUGAAUCAACGAAAAAAAAGAAAUCCGUCGAACACAAAACAAAGAUUACAAUUCGGCCUCCGGUUACUUCUCGACGAGCUUUUCUCGAGAUUGGCCCACCAUCGGAUAUUUACGAUUUUUUGAAAAUAACUAAAAAUGCCACUAAACAAAUCCAGAGGGAAAAGAAGGAAAAUUUUGAAGAUAAUCCGGAUGUACCGCCUCUUGAAUAAAUGGACAAAGCAAGGAAUAAAAAGAUUGUUAUGAUUGUAAAUAUAAUGAUAAUUUCGCAAAUUAUGUUAAUUCGG
Pogonomyrmex barbatus (red harvester ant) is the source of this 1612-nucleotide messenger RNA. RefSeq names its product touch insensitive larva B (gene tilB). The record is from RefSeq and is a predicted model, not a curated record. NCBI's taxonomy places the organism in Eukaryota, Metazoa, Arthropoda, Insecta, Hymenoptera, Formicidae. Gene Ontology annotation, cellular component: cytoplasm. Gene Ontology annotation, biological process: outer dynein arm assembly. Gene Ontology annotation, molecular function: protein binding.